This is a messenger RNA of Hyla sarda, 3052 nucleotides long. It is a transcript of the gene TTLL13, whose product is annotated as tubulin tyrosine ligase like 13. The coding region runs from base 196 to 2712 and encodes 838 amino acids. Gene Ontology annotation, cellular component: cilium. The record is from RefSeq and is a predicted model, not a curated record. The transcript has 16 exons. NCBI's taxonomy places the organism in Eukaryota, Metazoa, Chordata, Amphibia, Anura, Hylidae. Gene Ontology annotation, biological process: microtubule cytoskeleton organization; protein polyglutamylation. Gene Ontology annotation, molecular function: tubulin-glutamic acid ligase activity; tubulin binding.
CCCGGCGUCCUGUCAGUCAGCCCUCGCCUGGUCCACUCCGCCCCCAGCCGUGGCGGCUAUGCCUGGUUUCCAUGGUUACCGCUAAGUUGUUGUCCCUGGGAGGCCCGGGAAUCGGGUGAGGAUCUGGCUGCCGUAUUAUGAAGCUGUAGUCACCCCGGGAGAGUGCGGCCAUUUGUACGCCUAAGUGUUGACAUAAUGAAAGUUGAAACCCAGGCUUGCAGUGAAUCGGAGGAAGACUCGGGGGACGAUGAAGAAGACGAGGAAGAGUCCGAAGCGGAGAGUUUAAGCAGAACAUCCCCAGCAGACAAGGAAUCCACCAUUGAAAAUGCAGACCCUAAGCACCCUAACGCACUAGAGGAAAGCCAAAGUCAGGACACACGGCACCAAGCACAGGAAACGCCAAAGAUAGACAUCACUACGGACACAACAGACCAGUCCAAAAAGAAAAAGAAGAAAAAACGCAGGGCUGUAGGUAUCAAUUUAACAAGCUGCAAGUAUGAGAGUGUGCGUCGUGCCGCUCGGGUGUGCGGAUUGAAGGAAGUUGGAGAAGAAGAGGAGUGGACGGUUUUCUGGACAGACUGCUCCGUCUCACUGGAGCGUGUAAUGGAAAUGAAAAGAUUCCAGAAAAUCAACCACUUCCCAGGAAUGAGUGAGAUCUGUAGGAAGGACUUGUUGGCCAGAAAUAUGAACCGUUUGCUGAAACUUUUUCCUAAAGACUACAACAUCUUCCCACGAACCUGGUGCCUGCCUGCUGAUUAUGGUGACCUAACGGCCUACUGUCGCACCAAGAAAAACAAGACUUACAUCUGCAAGCCUGAUAGUGGCUGCCAGGGUAGGGGCAUUUUUUUAUCCAAAAACAUGAAGGACAUCAGACAUGGUGACCACAUGAUCUGCCAACAGUAUGUCUCUAAGCCAUUCCUGAUUGAUGGGUAUAAGUUUGAUCUACGUAUAUACGUCCUCGUGACCUCUUGUGAGCCCCUGCGUAUUUUCAUCUACAACGAAGGCCUUGCACGAUUUGCAACAACAAGUUACACAGAACCUAGUCACGUCAAUCUGGAUGACGUCUGUAUGCAUCUGACCAAUUAUGCCAUCAACAAACACAGUGAAAACUUUAUCAGAGAUGAUAUGACAGGUAGUAAGAGAAAACUAUCCACUCUAAGGACCUGGCUUGAGAACAACCACUACAACACAGCAAAGCUCUGGGAGGAUAUUGAAGAUGUCAUUAUCAAGACUCUGAUAUCUGCGCACCCGAUCCUCAAGCACAACUAUAGAACUUGCUUCCCAAACCAUAUCGCAGGCAGUGCAUGUUUUGAGAUUCUUGGAUUUGACAUUUUGGUGGACAAGAAAUUAAAACCUUGGCUGCUAGAGGUGAACCAUUCCCCAAGCUUUACCACAGACUCCCGCUUGGACAGGGAAGUGAAGGAUGCUCUGCUUUAUGAUACCCUGAAUCUGAUCAAUCUCCAGGCUUGUGACAAAAGGAAAGUUCUUGAGGAAGAUAAACGCAGAGUUAAGGAACGUUUACUGCAGCGCAAUCUGCCCAAGGAAAACAGACGUGAGCAACUGGAAAGCACUCAUGCUGCUUGGCUGGAACAAGUAGAAAAGUAUGAAGACAACCACUUGGGAGGUUUUCAACGUAUUUACCCACAAGCCACGACAGACAAAUACGAGAAGUUCUUCAAACACAGCGGGUCUUUGUUCCAGGAAACUGCUGCUUCAAAGGCCAGAGAGGAGUGUGCAAGGCAGCAACUGGAAGAGCUACGGUUAAAACAAGAACAAAAAGAGAUACCUACUUCAAAGAAGAAGAAAGAGCAAAAAGAUGCCUUACAAGGAGAGUCCGCAGGUGAAAAGCCAGCCAAAUACAAAGUGACCAGAAGACCGUCUACUCGUGUUGUGUCCAGUCGCUGUCGAACUGCAGAGAACAAGGUAGAAGAAGUGAAAAUUGACUCAAUGAAGCCAAUAGAAAUUGAUGAAAAAGAGGAAAUUGAUCGACUACAAGGUCUUCAGCAAAGAGAGAAGCUCAUUCGAGCCAUGGGCGUAGUGGAUCAUGUCUACAGACUGCUGAGCAUGCAAGAUCCCAGAACUCCUGACCUCAAGGCCUCUGACUACAGUCUAGAUGCCCAAACUAGAAAUCAACCUCGGUUUAACCAGGCACUUGUAAUGUGCCAGGACACAGAUGGAAGUAUGACCCAUGUUCCAGUGCCUUACCUAGGGAGCACAGCCAUGGAUACAAUAGCACAGACAGGUGCUGCGGUCAACCCCUUCAGCUUUGGCUAUUCAGCAGGUUUUUCCAGCCUCCUGGGUGCUAUUGGAGCACCACCACCGACCCAUUAUGCAGCCAGAAGAUACACACAUCGAAAAACCUUAACUUGGAAUGGAGCCCAAAGUAUACGAGCUAUAACUACUUACAAUGACAACAGUUCUCUUAACCAGCAAAUGAAAAGUGGUACCCACAUAAGACUAUCUAGUGCCAAAGCCAAGGUGGAGCUGAGAAGUCCAUCUAAUAAAAAGCCAAAUCGCUUUAAUGGAGUUUAUGCUGGCUCCCUGAAUAACUUGCCUCCUCAUGGUAAAGGCUCAUUGACAGCUUUAACAGGUUGCACUCUGCCUGCAGUGGGGGGAUCCUCUUCUGCUGAUGGACUACUAACCAUCUCAUCCUGCUCAGCUACUCUUGCUCAGCGCCCAGAUCAUUCAAGACAAUAUAUAAACUGGAAAUAGAGUUAAAAUGUGCCAAAUAACAAAGAACACCUACAAUUUGAACUCGGCCUUCUUUUUUCCACAGUUUUCUUAAAGUCCACGUCAGAUUUCCACUGUUAUCCAACAUAGCUGAACGAUUUAGUUUGCUGCACAUUGUUUUUGCACAGCAGAUAGUCUAGGAAUAAUGUCAUUUGCACUGUCACUAUUACAAUCACUAAACAUCAAGUAUUAGCACUUUGUCUAGUAUUAGAGGAAGGACUGCAAGGUCAUGGCCAAUGUUCAAACACUGUGAAUCUUUUAUGAACCCCACCAUUGUAAAUGAGUAUUAAAUAAAUCCAAGCUGAUCUACAGCUAAACAGUG